Polyodon spathula (Mississippi paddlefish) is the source of this 2543-nucleotide messenger RNA. RefSeq lists its product as uncharacterized. Bases 382 to 2331 code for a protein of 649 amino acids. Gene Ontology annotation, molecular function: cysteine-type deubiquitinase activity. The transcript is spliced from 11 exons. Gene Ontology annotation, biological process: protein linear deubiquitination. Lineage: Eukaryota; Metazoa; Chordata; Actinopteri; Acipenseriformes; Polyodontidae. Gene Ontology annotation, cellular component: cytoplasm. The record is from RefSeq and is a predicted model, not a curated record.
UAUUCAAGGCCGUAACCAACUAUGAGGAACGGGGCUCGGUUAAAAUAAUACUAAUAAUUAUUUAUUUACGCUCUCUUACACGUGAUAAUGAGAUGAUGUUUAAACAGCAGACCUCAGUUUGAUGUGCUUCUGGGAAUUCGUCAUGUGAUUUGUAGAUCAGUGUUUUGCAGAUCACACUUCAGUUUAUAAAUAAGGAAAGUGAAACUAAAGCAGACUCGGUGUGCUUCCUGACCUGUGCAUUUGGAAAGAACCGCUAGCGCCAUAACCAAAUACAAAGUGUGCAGCCCGGAAACGAGCAGUAAAGUUCUUAUGUCAUGACAUGACACCAUCGAUCCAUUUCCUACACUUUGAAAAGUUAAGACCCACGCCCCUUUCUGGUAGAUGAAAAGAACCCACAGGAACACAAUAAAACAGCAACACAAAAUGGGAAGCUGCUGUUCACACCAACUUCACCAGCGGGAAGAAACAAAAGAAUUGUUGCAUAAAGCUGAAAAUAAGCAAGAUUACAUCACCAAGGAUGAUAUUGUGGAGACCCAACCAGAAGCAGGAGGGAACUUCAAAGACACUAGAAUGCCUGUAAAGGUCCUUCCAAAUGUCUCUACUGGUGUUGGUGUGUACAAAAGCCAGGAGAAUAAUCACGGAGUCACGCCAGUCGACAGGGUGCUAGAGGGUGGUGUAGUAAAGCCCCCGUGCUCUGAAACGUGUGCUGAGGAGGCUGUGGCUGUGCACCAGGAGAGUGAAUCUGUCCGUCUGCUAGAGCUGGAGACACUGGCAGCUGACCCGGAGCUCACAGCACAUACAGCUUUUGCAGGAAGUGUUACUAAAGCCAUGAUAACCCAGGAAGAACAAAAGCAGCCAGCCAGCAAUGCAGAGACUAAAUCUAAGAAAACUAUUGCCACAGAGAAAAUCAAUGACCCUGCUUGCAUUGAUUAUGAGCAGCAGACUGUGAAAAAUGGAAUUGGAAAGUUAGUCAAGGAUGCAGUGCAGGAAGACGAGAGAGGUUUAACGGAGACAGAGGGUAAAGAUAAUAGCAGUUCGGCCAUCAAUUCUUAUGUCAAAGCUAAGAGACCCAGGCUUGCAGAGGAGUCGGUGAGGAGUGAGAGCUGCAUGGAGGAAGAAAACACUGCAGAUACACAAGCGUUUGAAAGUCAAGAUCAACCGGAGAGUGCUGUGGAGAUAAAUAUAGUACAGUCUCUGGAAGACAUUGGAGACGAUCUAACCAAAGGAGGCAAAAAAGCUGAAGUUGAGGAAAGUGCUGUUGACAAGAAAGACGCACAAAGGACUCCCAGCAUAGAGAUGGAACCGGAGAGCCAAAGUGAAACCCAAGAAAAAUCAAGUGCCCCAAAACCUGUGAAAUCUUUGAAUGAAGAGCCAAUGAGAGAAAUGAGUGCUGCUGUUGAAGAUGAGGAUAACACAAGUGAAGUUGAUCUAUAUCGAGGUGCUGAAGAGAUAGAAGAGGAUCAGCUGGAAAAAAAUGGAGCAAAAUGUGUUGAUUUGAUGGUUUCUCAUGAUAAGUGCAGCAUCUGUCCAGAAGUGGACAUGUUAAAGUACAGUGAAAAUGAGUGGAGAGGAAACACAGCCAAAAGUGCACUGAUUAAAAAGGGAUAUGAAGAAGUUUAUACAAAUUUCAGUGGGCUUCGGAGAGUGCGAGGAGAUAAUUACUGUGCGAUGCGAGCAACGCUUUUCCAGGCAUUGGUCCAGAGUAACAAAGCACCAGCCUGGCUUCAGAGAGAAGACUUUAUCCAGCUACCUGAAAAGUUAGCCUCCUGUUAUGACUGGAUGAAGCAGUGGAGGUUUACACAAGACAAUGAAAAUGGACAUUUGGUGGAAUUGUUAAGAGGACAUAUGCAGCUUCUAAAGAAAAAGUGGUUGGCCGUGGUGGAAUCCUCCAGUGCAGAAGAGAGACAAGCCGUGUGUGAUGAGAUCUUCAGGAAUGAAGAGGAGGAGUACAGUUUGCUGGAGGCUGUGAAAUUGCUGAUGUUGAAUACUGCUAUUGAACUGUACAAUGACAUGCAGCAGGAGAAGGAUGUGCCCAUUUUCUGCUGGCUCUUGUUUGCUCGGGAUAGUUCUGAUACCCCCUGCACAUUCCUCAGCAACCACCUCAAUCAAGUGGGCUUCAGCGGUGGACUCGAGCAGGUCGAGAUGUUCCUCCUGGGCUACGCGCUGGAACUGACAAUUCAUGUGUACAGGCUUUACAAAUUUGAAACUGAUGAGUUUAUCACAUUUUACCCUGAUGAUCACAAGGAAGAUUGGCCAGCUGUGUGUCUCAUCACAGAGGAUGACAGACACUACAAUGUCCCGGUCCAAAAGCAAAAUACAACAAGGUUAUAGGCAGCUCUGGGCCUUCACAACUUUAACCCUGUUCACACUACUGGCCCGGCCCUGGCCUGCCCCAUAUUUAGGUCUGCAACCCUGUUCUCAUUUGCAUUUUUUAAGGCGACUUUGCGCAUUCACAUGUGACUGAAAAGUAGGCCUAAAAUGUGGCAAACAUCUUUUUAAUUUUUUUUUAUGGAACGAUAGCCUGCACUCAGAAUGGAAGCGCU